This is a messenger RNA of Gekko japonicus, 2240 nucleotides long. RefSeq names its product filamin binding LIM protein 1 (gene FBLIM1). Gene Ontology annotation, biological process: cell-cell adhesion. The coding region runs from base 250 to 900 and encodes 216 amino acids. Gene Ontology annotation, cellular component: stress fiber; focal adhesion. The transcript is spliced from 7 exons. Gene Ontology annotation, molecular function: filamin binding. NCBI's taxonomy places the organism in Eukaryota, Metazoa, Chordata, Lepidosauria, Squamata, Gekkonidae. The record is from RefSeq and is a predicted model, not a curated record.
ACCCUGGCGCUGGAGGCCGCUGGUCCCAAUCCUCCCCGGACCCUGGCCGGCCCCACCCAGGGGGCCCAGGAAGCCCUUGGCAGGCCCAGCGCAGGUUGCUCCGCCUCCUCGCCUCCAUCCUUUCUGCCCAGCAGCCUAAGGGACCCUGAUCGGGAUGGCUUCCCUCCUCCUCCUCCUCCUCCUCCUCCUCCGUGCUCUGAGCCCUCCUCCCUCCAGGCUCCUUCCACGUUUCCAGCAGGACUAGGACAGAUGCCGAUUCUGUCUUCCCACUUUGACUGGGCUGGUGAGACGGACAAGCUGGUAGAGGAGGCUGUUCCUGCAGAUAUUUGUGCUUUUUGCCACAAAGUCCUCUGCUCCGGGGCCCCUGCCAUUCAGGCCAUGAACAAGCAGUACCACGCCAGGUGCUUCAUGUGCCGAGUGUGCCACGCUGCCCUGGCGGGACAGCGCUUCUUCCAGAAAGAGGGCCGGCCUCUGUGCACUGCCUGCUACCAGAACGCCCUGGAGAAGUGUGCCAAGUGCCAGGCUUCCAUCUGGAGCCAGAUUGUGCGAGCCCUGGGCAGCGGGUACCACCCGGAGUGCUUCGUCUGUGUGGAGUGUGGCCGGGCCAUCGGGGAUGAGACCUUUGCGGUGGACGGAGAGGGUCAGCUGCAUUGCCUGGGUGACUUUUACAGGAAGUUCGCAUCAGUGUGCAGCGCCUGCGAGAAGCCCAUAACCCCGAGUGAAGGGAGAGAUGACUACAGGGUCGAGUGCCUGGGACGGAGCUUCCACGAGGACUGCUAUCGCUGUCAGAGCUGCCGGGUCCUGCUGUCCCCAGAACCAACGGAGGAUGGCUGCUACCCUCUGGAGGGCCGCCUCUUCUGCAAAGCCUGCCACAUCCAGCACAAAGCAUCGUCCCACUGAGCAGGAGGCACAAGCAUCUUCCGGGUGGUGCGCGGACCAAAGGAGCCAGUGUGGCCGGUUUCCACAUUCUGACUUCCUACCUCAUCUUUCUCUUGUUUUCUUGCAUCUGAGGCUCUCUGUUUUAGGGUUUAAUUUCUGGGGUGCAGCAGAACACACUGGGUGGCCAUGAGAUUUGCUGUUGGGCCAAGGAGGGCAGACUGAAGACAGCCCUAACCCUGCCGCUUUGCCUCCCAUAAAUCUUGCAGCAGGUUACAGCCACAAGUUCACAGCUGGAACACUGCCUACCUGCCUGCCAUGGGCCACGAGGGACUGGGCUGGUUUUAAGGACCGGGAAGGUGGAGGCCAAAUGGGUGCCUAGGCCCACCCAAACCCUUCCACGGAUGGAAUAGGAGUGCGUCUUCUGAAAGGGGCUGGUUGACAUCUGUCAGCGGGGUGCAUGGGUGGAGAUCACACACACACACACACCCCUUCACAGGGGGUGUCCUUUCCUGGCUGCACAGAUUGCAAAUGAGGUUUGUGCACCAAAGCAGGCAGAGGUCACCAGAGGGAGUGAGAAGACCGCCCCCCUGCCCCGGUUCCUCGAUUUCCAGAGCCAGGGCAGUUUCCCUAGAGGUUGUCUGCCCCUUCCUUGGCUCUGCCUGAUGGGGAAAUCAGGUUGCCCCUCUUUUUCACCUGAGGGCAGGAAAGCUUAACAAGGCAAAGGGGGGAUCCUUGAUGGGAAUGAAGUCUCAGGAAGUGGACUGGAAGAGCCCUGGCAAUGCUUUUCACGGGUUCUCUGCCAGCCUGCAUUCCACACCACUGGCAUCCUCCAGGUUCUGGUCAGAAGGAAGUGGAGAGCAAGCAGGCUGAGGAGGCUGGCUUCACAUACCCCACGGGGCUAAAUUCCAGGAGCAUGGUGUGAAGGGCCCCAUGACACAGAGUGCAAAUGAGCCUCUCCAGGCGAGCAGGCACAGGGAGCCCACCCAUCUGGCAGGCAGGGCCCUUCAUUCAGGGCAGGAACGGCCCGCUCAUGCUGGCCCUUGGGCGCCUUGCUAUCGAUUCGGAAACGAGGUACUAUUCACUCUCCCUUUUGCUCCUAUUCUCAUUUGUUUUGCGCUCUUAGGUUUGCAGAGAAGCCCACCGUAAACCAAGAGCGGGCACAGAUGUCUGCAGGAUACAUUGGCAAAGGUCACUGCCCAGUUUAGCUUCUUAAGUAGGCACAGGCUGUCCCUGCCCCCAAGUCCCUCCCUCCCCCGCGGCAUGCGCCCGGGACCUCCGGGAGGGGGCAGCACGAGGCCGGGUGAGGCUCCCAUCGGGUGUGCCUGUGGUCGCAAGGGCGCCGCCGGGCGGGGGGGGGGUCC